Molecule: messenger RNA, 2367 nt
Organism: Microcebus murinus (gray mouse lemur)
Lineage: Eukaryota; Metazoa; Chordata; Mammalia; Primates; Cheirogaleidae
Source: RefSeq, a predicted model, not a curated record
UGCUUGCAGGCUGCUGCUGCCAGGCUCGCUCGUGACUGCAGCGUCACCAGAUGGGUAGAGCCAGGGAACAAACUUCACGAGCCUAACGUAGGCCCCUUCCAGCUCCAAUACUUUGAGCUUACGGCAGCCCUGCCCUUCUCUGAAGAUCUCAAAAGGCCAACACCUGCGAGCUGCCCAGGGACGGAAGAGAAGGGUGCUGGCACGCCAGUGCUGCUCCAGAAAGGCGCGCAGAGGGGCGUCUGGAGAGAGCCCCGCGGAUGCCCACGUGGCGGGCAGCCCCGCAGCUUGCCCGCGCCGUCCCGGCCUGCGGGGAGCAUGGGCGUGCUCAGGGCCGGACUGUGCCCGGGCCUCACCCAGGACAUGGUCCAGCUUCUGGGGAGCCGCGGGAUCAAGACAGUGGUGGACCUGGUUUCUGCAAACCUGGAGGAGGUAGCCCAGAAGUGUGGCUUGUCUUAUAAGGCCCUGGUCGCCCUGAGGCGGGUCCUGCUGGCUCAGUUCUCAGCUUUCCCCUUCAAUGGUGCUGAUCUCUAUGAGGAGCUGAAGACCUCCACUGCCAUCCUGUCCACCGGCAUUGGCAGCCUGGACAAGCUGCUCGAUACUGGUCUCUAUACUGGAGAAGUGACUGAAAUUGUAGGAGGCCCAGGUAGCGGCAAAACCCAGGUAUGUCUUUGUGUAGCUGCAAAUGUGGCCCAUGGCCUGCAGCAAAACGUCGUGUAUGUUGAUUCCAGUGGAGGGUUGACAGCCUCCCGCCUCCUGCAGCUACUCCAGGCUAGAACUCAGGAUGAGGAGGAGCAGGCAGGAGCGCUCCAGAGGAUCCAGGUGGUGCACGCGUUUGAUAUCUUCCAGGUGCUGAAUGUGCUGCAGGACCUUCGAGGCACCCUGGCCCAGCAAGUGACCAGUUCUUCAGGGACUGUGAAGGUGGUGGUCGUGGACUCGGUUGCCGCGGUGGUCUCCCCGCUCCUGGGAGGGCAGCAGAGGGAAGGUGACCAAUCAUAUGACCCGAGACAGGGACAGCGGGAAGCUGAAACCUGCCCUUGGGCGCUCCUGGAGCUUUGUGCCCAGCACCCGGAUUCUGCUAGACACCAUCGAGGAAGCAGAAGCAUCAGGAAGCCAGCGCACUGUGUGUCUGACCAAAUCUCCCCGGCAGCCGACAGGUCUCCAGGAGAUGGCAGACAUUGGGACCUGGGGGACUCCAGAGCAGAGCCCCGAGUUACAGGGAGAUCAGACGUGACUGCUGCUGUUGAUUGGGAAGCAGUCCUUCCCGGGAAUGCCUGGUGUUUACUGCCACCCAGCACUUGGGACUGCAGGAGUUCUCAGGCUGGCCAGAAGAGACAUCUCAGUGUCCUCAGCUUCACUGUCUGGAUGCUACAGGCGAGAGAGGAUGCUGCGGUGGGAGGGCCCAGAAAUUCAUGCUGGUGCCAUGUUUCUUUCCCUUGUUUCUACCAUGUGUGUUUCCAGGGGGCGCCAAGUUCACCCUGGCUUGGGGCAUCUGUGAAGAAGCAUGCUAGUGACCGGGUGGAUAGCACUGUGUGUCACCAUUGUGUCUUGUGCUCCAUCCUGGCACAGAGACCGAGCCAGGAAGCCUCUAGCUUGCCUUGGCUUCUCUCUUUCUCUCUCAAUCUCUUUCUCUGUUUUUUUUUUUUUUUGGGCCUCUGCUUUUCUGUCUGUAAGAUGGGGGGCCACUUUUCCCUUAGCUCUAUCCCUGAGUUCCUGGGUGGAAAUAACCUUAUAAAUGCAAAACUUCUUCAACUGUGUUCUGCUCUUAAAAAUAUAAAAAGGAAAUUCUCUGAGCCCCAGAGCCACCUGAUUCCCCCCCAGAAGGUUUUUCGGUUUCCCCUAGCAAGGCCUCCAAGAAGGUAUUCCUGCUUUCCUCUUGUUGAUUUGGUUUCACACACCUGCAUGCGUCACCGUGACUAGGUGAGAAUGUGAGCCCGCUGCAGUCCCAGGGAUAUAAUUUAACAGGAAGGGAGGAUGUGACCAGCUCCUGGUGAAUCCAGUCAGUUCUUUAAUAUGCAUGGUGCCCUGUGGGGCCCCUCCAUUGCAUAGAGUAACCAGAGGUGCCGAACCAUGGCCUUGCCCAUAAACAGAGGAGAAUUUGCACAGGAAAUAGAGCCAGCUGGAAAAAUUGAUGGUGACGUAAAUAAUACAUGGCUAAUCUAGUCCUUUAUGCAGAAAUUCAUUGCUCGUGGCUCCGAGAUGCAAUAUAAUUACACCUCUCUUCCUGCCAGCUGUACCAGAGCCUACUACCCUAGUGUAUGAAAUAACCCUGCUGUCUGUCACCAGCAAUGUGGCCCAUCUGUCUUGAGAGCCAUGACCCUGUGUGGGAGGGGAGGGUGAUGCCAGGGGAUGGGAAAUAAAAGGCAACGU